AUGUCCUGUCCGACUUUGGUCGCCCUGCUCGCCCUGUCUGCACCUGCGCUGGCGCAUAUGCAGAUGUCAUGGCCCUACCCUCUGAGGAGUAGCUUCAACCCGAAGAACAAUUGGGAGAAUAUUGAUUAUUCCAUGACCAAUCCCCUUGGAGUGGGCCAGUAUCCUUGUAAAGGCUACAUCAACAACCCGCGCGAGGAGAUGUAUCCCGUCACUUCUUGGACUGCAGGCUCGACCGUGACCAUCACAUUGGAUGACGGCGUCACCCACAAGGGCGGUUCAUGUCAGCUUUCCCUUUCAUACGAUGAUGGCAAGACUUGGAGCGUCAUUCAGAGCUACAUGGGUGGCUGUCCGAUCGAUUCGCUCUCAUACGAUGUGGAGAUCCCAUCAGACGCCCCAAGCGGUGAUGCCAUCUUCAGUUGGUCCUGGUUCAAUUGGGAGGGCAACAGAGAGAUGUAUCAAAACUGCGCAGUGGUCACCAUUCAAAAUGGUGGUUCAGGGCUCGAUCCCAUUCGAUACCCUCCUCCUUUCGUUGCCAAUGUCGAUGCGGCACCAGGUUGCGCCACCAUCGAAGGAGUGUCUGUCGUCUUCCCGAAUCCAGGAGCCAACGUUCGGUAUGGUGGAGAGUACCGCGAUUCAAAACCUACCAAGCCUACAGGGUUCACCGGUGAUUGUGGCGCUCAAUCUCCAAUCCCCUCGAGUUCUCCUUCCCCUCCACCGUCUCAAUCGAAACCUGCUCAUUCGUCUACUGCUGCCGCACAUAGCUCGGCUAUAGCGUCUCGACCGGCUCCGACACGCGAAACCCUCCCAUCCAGCCCCGUCAGUGCGGCCGCUCAGCAUGAGCCGUCAAAGAGUCCUGGAUCGACAAAGUGUAAGCGAAAGGUCAAAGGGUCCGUCGUUCGCAGGACGAACGUGGCGAAGCGACAUGAGAGAUUGGUCCGGCACUACCAACAUGAGCGACUUGCUCCUCAAGUCGUAGGCCGGGCCGAGUCAGAUGGCAGCUGGGGUGGCUCCAGUCAAAGAUCCUCGUUCUAA
Kockovaella imperatae is the source of this 1032-nucleotide messenger RNA. RefSeq lists its product as hypothetical. Bases 1 to 1032 code for a protein of 343 amino acids. The record is from RefSeq and is a predicted model, not a curated record. The transcript is spliced from 4 exons. Lineage: Eukaryota; Fungi; Basidiomycota; Tremellomycetes; Tremellales; Cuniculitremaceae.